This is a messenger RNA of Wallemia mellicola CBS 633.66, 1362 nucleotides long. RefSeq names its product Dihydropteroate synthase. Gene Ontology annotation, biological process: tetrahydrofolate biosynthetic process. Lineage: Eukaryota; Fungi; Basidiomycota; Wallemiomycetes; Wallemiales; Wallemiaceae. Gene Ontology annotation, cellular component: mitochondrial envelope. The annotation marks the transcript as partial. Gene Ontology annotation, molecular function: 2-amino-4-hydroxy-6-hydroxymethyldihydropteridine diphosphokinase activity; dihydropteroate synthase activity. The record is from RefSeq and is a predicted model, not a curated record. The transcript has a single exon.
GUUGUUCUCUCAUUCGGUAGCAAUCUUGGUAACCAGAAACUCAACAUACAAAAAGCACUUAACCUUCUUGAAAGCCGCGGAGUAGCGAAGGUAGUUGACACUUCAUUCCUUUAUCAAACCAAACCCAUGUAUGUUAUCGAUCAACCUACGUUCCUCAACGGUGUUUGCAAAAUUUCAACAUCACUCACACCUCAUGGGCUCUUAAAAUCAAUUAAAGAAAUCGAAGAAGAUUUAGGCCGUGAUCUAGGUGGUCCAGUUAAAGGGCCACGUCCAAUAGAUUUAGAUAUUUUAGUAUUUGGUGAUCAAAAGGUUAAUGACGACGUUCUAAAUAUCCCACAUAUUGGUAUAUCUGAACGUUCAUUCGUUUUAAAACCUUUCUGUGAUGUACUACCAGAUUUCAUUCCGCCUGGUCAUCUUCUCACAUCCACCGAGGCGCUACAGCGUCUUAACGAUGAUUCAAUAAAGAUGGCUUUAGCAGUCGGUCAAAAGCUCAUAUCGCUUCGUGAUAAGCGUUGGGUUAUGGGUAUUUUGAAUUGUACACCGGAUAGUUUCUCAGACGGAGGUUUAAAUUACACACUAGAAGAUUCUUACAAGAAUGCGGUGAAAAUGAUAGAAGAUGGCGUAGAUUUCAUUGAUGUUGGUGGGAUGUCGACACGUCCAAACGCACCAGAUGUAGAACCGGAAGUCGAAAUUGACAGAGUCGUUCCAAUUAUUGCAAAAUUACGCAAAGAAUACCCAGAAGUAAUCAUUUCAGUUGAUACGUUCAGAGCGGCAGUUGCAAAGGCAGCAGUAGAAGCAGGCGCAGAUAUUAUAAAUGACGUUAGUGGUGGUCUUGCGGAUGAAGAUAUGUUCAAAACCGUAGCCGAAUUGGGAGUACCUUAUAUAUUAAUGCAUAUGCGCGGAGACUCACGCACAAUGACGUCUUUAACUCAUUACUCAGAGGGUGUAGUUGAGGGUGUCAAACAUGAAAUGCAAGAAAGGCUCAAGAUGGCUCUAGAAAGCGGAAUUAGACGCUGGAAUAUAAUCAUUGAUCCUGGUUUGGGAUUCGCGAAAGACGUUGAUGGAAAUUUGGAUAUACUUCGUAACCUUGAUGCCUUUGGUGGUAGAUCAACAAAACAAGACAACAAGUCUAACGGUUUCCUCACUCAGGAGGCCCAUCUCGAGCUAGCCAAUAUGCCACUCCUGAUCGGACACUCUAGGAAGAAAUUUAUUGGAACUAUCACAGAUGUGGGUACAGCUAAAGAUCGUGUUGCUGGCACGGCAGCCACAACUAUGGCUGCACUCUCCGGUGGGGCUGAUAUAGUACGCGUGCAUGAUGUCAAGGAGACAAUCGACGUUACGAAAAUGGCUCAAGCUAUGUGA